This is a messenger RNA of Alligator sinensis (Chinese alligator), 615 nucleotides long. RefSeq lists its product as uncharacterized. The record is from RefSeq and is a predicted model, not a curated record. NCBI's taxonomy places the organism in Eukaryota, Metazoa, Chordata, Crocodylia, Alligatoridae. The transcript has 4 exons. The coding region runs from base 1 to 615 and encodes 204 amino acids.
AUGUUACAAAGAUCUGGAUCUGAGCAAGACCUGUAUGAUGAUGUAACAGGUUUCAAUGCACGUUUUCCUCAAGACGUGGUUACCAUAAUAAUUGAGGAACUCUCUGAUCAUCCCGUUUUACGAGUGGUUAGUGACCAACUGAGCCAAAGUAUGAUGGACCCAGACAGAAUUGCAGACAAGGCUCUUUCCCAGGUGUCUAUUAGUGCAGAGUCUAAAUCAUGGUGCUCUGAAGAGGCAAUCCCAGGUACAAGUGCAAACAAGACCCCAAUAGGGACAGGGGAGUUGCUCACUCUGAAAGCUCUUCAGCCCAAGGUGGACCUCCUUACACAACUGGCAGCUCACUACACUGGGGAUGAGGAGGCAGAGGAAAGGGUGGAAGAAAACCUUGAAUCAGUGUGGCAGUGGAAGGAAGAAGAGGGGCUGCAGCAAAUCAAGAUCAUUCCAGCUGAAUCCUCUCUGUAUUUGUGGAUCCCAUUUGAUUCAUCCAUGGACACUGAACAAUCAAGCCUUGCCAUUGGAGGACUAUCGGGAGCAUUGGAAACACAGACAUCGGGUGAAUGUAUGUGGUUUGCAUUUUUUUUAGGGUUUCAUUUAUUUCCCUUAAUGUCUUUAUAA